CGGCGGCCGCUGCCCUCCUCUCAGUCCUGCUCGGCAGCAGCAACAACAGCCUGGGUAGCGGUACUGCUGCUGCCGCUUUCUCCUCUUCCUCCUCCGCUUCGUUCUUCCCCUCCCGGGGCACGAUGCAGUUCAUGCUGCUUUUCAGUCGCCAGGGGAAGCUGAGACUCCAGAAGUGGUAUGUCCCAUUAUCCGACAAAGAGAAGAAGAAGAUCACAAGGGAGCUCGUUCAGACCGUGCUGGCUCGCAAGCCCAAAAUGUGCAGCUUCCUGGAGUGGAGAGACCUGAAGAUCGUCUACAAAAGAUAUGCAAGCCUCUACUUCUGCUGUGCCAUAGAAGAUCAGGACAAUGAGCUGAUCACGCUGGAGAUCAUCCAUCGCUACGUGGAGCUCCUGGACAAGUACUUUGGCAGUGUCUGUGAGCUGGACAUCAUCUUCAAUUUUGAGAAGGCCUACUUCAUUCUGGAUGAGUUCCUGCUGGGAGGGGAAGUCCAGGAGACCUCCAAGAAGAACGUCCUCAAAGCCAUCGAGCAGGCGGACCUUCUGCAGGAGCCACGCCAUGAGUACUUUAAUGUGCCAGUGUACUAAAUGCCUCCCUCCAGCAUGCAUGCAGAGCUGCAGAGGAGACAGAGCUGUGCCUGCCUCAUCACCACAUUGCCAUCAGCUUGCUGAAGCCACUCAUCUCUCCAGCCUAACAGCCUGCCACGCACCAUCCCCCUGCUGCUGGGCUGCCCUCUCCCCUCCCCUGCUGGAGUCUCUGUGUCUUGCCCUGCCUCUCAGUUUCGCUCUGCUGUUGUCUGCCAGGC
This is a messenger RNA of Dryobates pubescens (Downy woodpecker), 802 nucleotides long. RefSeq names its product adaptor related protein complex 1 subunit sigma 2 (gene AP1S2). Bases 123 to 584 code for a protein of 153 amino acids. Lineage: Eukaryota; Metazoa; Chordata; Aves; Piciformes; Picidae. Gene Ontology annotation, cellular component: intracellular membrane-bounded organelle; AP-1 adaptor complex; membrane coat. The record is from RefSeq and is a predicted model, not a curated record. Gene Ontology annotation, molecular function: clathrin-cargo adaptor activity. Gene Ontology annotation, biological process: intracellular protein transport; vesicle-mediated transport. The transcript is spliced from 5 exons.